Molecule: messenger RNA, 1086 nt
Organism: Dermacentor andersoni
Lineage: Eukaryota; Metazoa; Arthropoda; Arachnida; Ixodida; Ixodidae
Cellular component (GO): chitin-based extracellular matrix
Molecular function (GO): structural constituent of chitin-based larval cuticle
Source: RefSeq, a predicted model, not a curated record
UCGGUCAUCACGGGAUCAGCUGCAGAGCAUUGCGGAUACCGGACUCACUAUGAAGGUCAUCAUCCUCCUCGCCGCUCUUGCGGUUGCCAAUGCCGGAUUUGUUGGCCACGCCGGAUAUGGUCACGGGUACGGCCAUGGCUACGGCCACGCUGUUGUCGCCAAGGUCGCCGAGGCUGGACACUCCUCUCAGCACCGGUCUCAGGAUCUUGCCGGCAACUACAAUUUCGGCUACAAGGAGGGCCACACCAGCGGCGGCUCCUUCCGCCAGGAAGCCGGUGACGCCUGGGGCAACAAGGUCGGUUCCUACGGUCUGACCGACGCUGAUGGCCGCGUCCGUGUUGUCAAGUACGUUGCUGACGGCCACGGCUUCCGUGCCCACAUCUCUACCAACGAGCCCGGAACUGCUGCUUCCCACCCUGCCGCCGCUGCCUACAACGCCCGCCACGCCGUUCCCGCCGCCGGCUACGGGGUCGCCGCCCCUGUGGCUAAGGUCGCUGUCGCUGCCGCUGUUCCCGUGGCUGCCUACGCCCACGCUCCCUAUGGACACGGAGGCUACGGAGGUUACGGAGGUCACGGAGGUUACGGAGGUUACGGAGGCUACGGAGGUUACGGAGCCUACGGAGGUCAUGGAGGCUACUACGGACACGGCCACGGAGGAUACGGCUACGGCCACGGCAUCUUCCACGGAGCCCAUGGUCACGGCCACUUUGGUUACCAUGGUUAAGCCUCGCAUCGCCUGUAUAGAGUGGUAUAGUUUCCCAAGGACUGUCCUAAACUGAGACCUCGCGCGCCUCUGUGCACCUUCUUCUCUUUGUCCUUCGUCUCUCAUGUCUCUUUGUGCGUCGUCCAGCCCCUACUGUGAUUCUUUCUUCUGUGUUUGUGCUCGCCGCGAUGCAGGUGUUUCGUUUUGCUAUUUCCCGAACUGAGUGUGAUUUUCCUCCUUCGCACUGUCGCUGCUUCAUACGCCUGCGCUUUUAAUUUAUUUCCUCCCUCCACGUCUCUUCUGUAGCUUUUCGUCCAGUGCGUGUCCUAGUACAAAAGCUGCUCGAGUGUUUGUCGUAUAAUAAACGUUGUCUCUUUUGUUGA